UUAAAGCCACGUGUGUGUACGUUUUACCGUGCAAUUCGUAUGAAAUGUUGUAAGACGUAAAAUAUGCAGUCGUCGAAAGGAAUGUGUUUUUUUAAAUCUCAAGAACCGUGAUUUGACGACGUUAAGUAUUUAAUGUAGUGUUUAAAAGUCAAUUCACUCGGUACUGUACGUAUUAUUUCCAUUGUAUUUUUAAUGUAGGCGAAUAUUUAGCAAGUUCUAGAUUGAACACACAACUAGUGAAUAUUUCCUCGAGGUAUAAUUUGGAAUUAUACGGUAUAGUUCAAAAAUAGUUUAAGCAUUUCACAACAUUUUCGCUAAAGCAGCGUUGAUGAUCGUUAACGUCUAAACGUACCCCACCAAAUCUCGCGAUACUUUGUCCAACGCACCAUACACUGGCAUUGCAAAUCUCGCGAUAGUUUGCAAGAGGUGGCGGGGGGAAGAGACUAAUUAAAGAUUGUUUUAAUUAAAAAUGUUUUUUUUAAUUAUCUCGACAACGGUCAUUUAUUAGUUUCUUAAGGACCGUCCUUAAAUAACGUGAAACAAAAUAUGUUUUAAACGCGUUAGAGAGAGGCGGGGGGGGUGGUGAGAUUCUCUCUCAAUCCGAGGCCUGCUGCUGUGGGUAGACGCCGCGAUCUCUCUCCACCCUCGGUGUUUUUUGUUAUUUAUAACGAGCAAUGGAAGAAAGCACGGCGACCGUCAGGAACUUCCCCGCUCUGUGCAGAAUGCAGCAGGAGUUCAUAAUGAUUCGAGUCCAGGAGCCUUUCUUGCACAACAGUGAUUCAUGGCGACCGUACAUCAGCUACGAGAUCUUCCUUCACACGAACAGCAUCAGCUUCACCCGCAAGACGUCGCGCGUGAGGAGGCGCUUCAGCGAGUUCGUGUGGCUACGCCAGAAGAUGAUGAAGAACGCGUCCAUGAUAGCUGUGCCACGUCUCCCUCCGAAGGACCUGUUCUUCAACUGCUGGUGCGAUGACGAGAUCGAGGAGCGGAGGAAGGGCCUCCAGACCUUCCUCAACAAGGUGGUGGAGAUCGCCCCUCUGCUGGCCGACAGCCUGCUCCACCUGUUCCUGCAGAGCACGCUGAGCCGCCAGGACAUGGAGGGGUGCGCCAUGGGCCGGACGCCGUACUCUGUGUCGCAGGCCGUGCGGUUCCGGUGCGGCGUCCCCGGCGCCGACGGAGACGACGGCGCCACCGCGGCCAUUGUGCCCCUCAAGAAGUGGCAGGUCCUCGAGUACGGGGACUGGUUCGUCAUCGAGGAGCUCGAGCCCUUCGAGUUCCCGCCGAACCACCCGCUCGAGAUGGUGAAGGAGGAGGAGGAGCAGGAGGAGCAGCAGCAGCAGCAGCAGGAGAAGCGAGAGGAGAAGGAGGCGGAGGAGGAGGAGGAGAGGGACGAAGCGAUAGAAGACGACGACGAGGAUGAUGAAGAUGGCACUGCAGUGCCCAUUGUUAAGAAGCGUUCGACGCAGAAGGACAGAAGUGCCAGCAGCUGCUCCAGCGGCGUCUCCGUGGACAGCGUUUCCAGCAGCUGCAGCCCUCCGGCCUUGCCAGGCGAUGGGGAGUCCACGAGACGGGUGGUGCUCGCGCCACGGCCACGGGAAAACGUCGGUGGCGAUGGUGGGGACGACGACAUGACUGGCGACGUUGGCGAUGGUGGCAACGAUAAUGCUGGCGACGAUGGUGAAGUUGGCGACGUCGGUAAAAGCGAUGGUGGAAACGGUGACAUUGGCAAUGUUGGCAACAGCGAUGGCGGCGGCGAUGAUGACAACAACAACAACGGUGGCGGCAGUGGAAAUGGCGACAUUGGCGAUGGUGGUGACGUUAGCAACGUUGGCGACAGCAGCGGCGACAACGAUGGCGACGCCGAUGGGUCGGAGCCAGCGGAGAGUUCUCCUGAAAGCCGUGCCAACGGUGAAUCGGUCGACACCAGCGACAGCGCGGUGUCCGGGAACGCCGCCUCGCUGCUUUGAGGAGUGCGACUGUGUCCACGGGGGAGCGCCGUGCCCUUGCGCUGCUACUCCUGUUCUUGGUGUCCUGUUGUGCUGUUCCUGCUGCUAUUGUGCUUUUUCUAGGGUUGCCGCGAUGUCCCCUGCCGUUUAACGUCCGCGAACGAUCUGGUUCGCAGGAUGUCGUUGCAUCGCGAUUGUCGUUGCUCGUGAUGUUUUUUUUCUCUUAAAUGUUUUCUUGACGAAAUAUUUACGGAACAGAAAAACCCCACUAUGAUUAAAGUUGGAAAUAAACGCAGUAUAAUUUUUCCCCUUAAAAAAAAAGUUUCCAAGUAGCUCAUGUUAUGGAGAUGAUGACUUUAUCGCUUUCGCAGUUACUCAGAUUAAAUCGUGCGAUUGACAGCAUGCGUGUUACAAGCAUAUUAGAUUGUAAAGUAAUCGUUUAAAUUACUCGUCACAACCGCUUUCAUUAUUGCGCCCGUAAUGUUACCAAACUUCUCAAGAGUGCAAUUCUUUUUUUUGCCUAGUCCCUGGGGGCAGGCUUGUAUUAAGUAAACUGCAGAUGAAUAUAUGUUAAUUCAUCUUUUUCCCCCCCCCCCCACUAGAAGCACAGGAAUGCAAAAAAAACACACAAUUAAAAAUGUAAUCUCCAAAGUUAUGGGAAUCCGAUAUGGAAAUCACAUCGUGAAAUUUGAUCUCGUAUCGCGAGAAAAUAAAUCGCGGCAAGUCCCCUAGUUGUGUUACCCCGGGGUCUUUAACAGGGGCUGAGUGAAGUGGGGGGGCGGUGGGGGGAGACCAAAAACCGCCGCGCCGGUUACGAUUUUGAAGAAGCCGUGAGGUUGCAUCGCUGUCAAAAAAAAAAAACCCGCUGUGGCUUAAGUACGUUUUUGGUUCGGGAUGCGUGUUCGUGUCCGCAUGACUUCCCGCGUGCACAGCCAACACCGGCCGCGUUCGUAUAUCUCGCACGCCUCCGAUCAGCACGGUUGGCGGCGUGCGGUGGCUGAUAGAAGUUUCGACGUACGUAGAAGGGAGGUUUGUUUUUGUGAAUUUUAGCUGCAUGCUGUUUUACGGUGUUUUUUUUUUAUAAUGUUGUUCUUGAUCAUUAGAAUGUUUGGUGCUGGAGACUCCGCCGCUGACGUGAGCAAUGCAAGUCCGAGGAGAAUGUUUACACUUGAAAAAAACACACUAUUCCUAUUGGCGUUAAGUGAUGUUAACAAAAAAAAGAAGGGUUCGUGAUUUAAAUUUGUUGUUUUUUUUUUAAAUUAAAAAUUGAAAACGAUGAAGAUUUGUUUCAUUUCAGACACCGAUACUAUGCUUGAAUCGGUCGUGUUUUUUUUUUAUUUUUCUCACGUAAACCUCACCCAAUGCGUACGUUCCGUUUAAAGCGAGCGUGAUUGGCAUAAUUAACGCACGGUUACCGUUUUUUGAAGUAAGAUUUCAACAGCUUGGACUGCGUCUUACAUGUUUACACUUGUUUUUGUCCCCUUAAUGUAUGCGUGACCUCGUGUAAAGUGUCGAUAACUUAAUAUAAAUUAGUUAUAGCUUGAAGGACACCGUUGUAACUCUGCUGUAGAUAAUAGUUUGUGAUUGUACUAACGUCAUUAGCUGUAGUUUUGGUUUUACCGCUUAAGUUUUAGGAUGUAGCUCUCGGCGUAGAAUACAUUUAGACCCUGCGGGGGUAACUUAGCAGCAUUAUAUUAUUACUAAAAAAAUGGAACUAACUGUCGCAACAAAGCAAUGCAAGUCUCUUUGUAAUAUUUUGGUUAAUGGACCGUUGUUAAAACGAUGUGAAAUGCAAAUGUUUUUUUUUCCCUACAAUAAUACUUUGUUAAAUUGGCUCGAGUACCUCCUUCAGGGUGCCAAAGCCCUGCUCUCGAGUCUUCUCAGAAUUGGUUUCUCUUCGCGCCAUUUCGUGUUUCCGAUCGCCGCUCGGCCACAGCGUUGCGUAGCGCUACGCGGAGGGAUCAUCGGGUGCUCUGCCAAGUGCGCUGGACUUCCAAUCCCAGAGGGGGUGGCUCGUUUCUAUCCGAUGGGUUCCACCGCAGUCUGUCGCGUUGGUGGGGUUAUGGUGUGAGUGGCGCCGCACUCGCAUCGCUUCCAAAGAUGUCUGCUCAGUGUGGAGGUGGAGGCCAAGUAUCCUCUACGAGGGGUUCUCCAGAGCUCGCUCCAGUGGGGGGGGGGGGGGGGGGGGGCCUUGUGCAGGCAGUAGCUUGUACAGACAAAUCCAUUGCUGCACCUUUUAUACCCAAAAUGUUAAAUCGUGUUGCACUGCUAGUCGCAGGCUCCUCUCCCCACCCCCCAGGUCUCGCAAUCGAACUCUGAUUUCCUGCCGUUUUUUUAAUUUUUAAGCGUCGAACAUUGAACGUCACGGAAAACUUGACGCAAGAGAUAAUCUACUUCUCUGACCCCGGGGGAGGAGGAGGGGGGGUCGGUUUUUACACAGCGUGGAAACGUGCGUUGCCAAAUGACACACGCGCAGUGUGCAAGCGGAUGAUCUUGCCAUCCCCACAGACGGGGGCGGUCCGUGUCUUGCCUUUCCCGCCCCCCCCCCCCCUUUGCUCAAGAGUUGAUACAUUUGUGCUGUUCAGGUUCAGUUGUUGAAGCAGAUUGUGGUGCGGUUUGCGAUGUUAAUUCGGAUUGUGCCGCCUCUUCCUGUCCCUGUGAUUUGCAUCACAAGCGAAGUGCCUCCUGAGCGUUCAUAUUUAACAAAAAAAGUGUGGCGUUAAUUUUGAGUGCACGUUCUAUGGUGGGGGGGGGGGGGGUGGGAAUCAAGUAGUGUUAGGGAAUCAAGUGCUGUAUGCCAACUUCGUUAUGCACUGUUGCGUCGACUGUCAAAACAACAACACUGAGGUUUCAUUCGCAUGUUGUGUUCAUCCGGUGGUGUAUGUUGCGAUCCACCCGUUCACGUCGUUCAAUAUUGUACUGGCCAAAUAAAGGCAAACUCAGGUUUUCAAUUUGAA
This is a messenger RNA of Petromyzon marinus (sea lamprey), 4903 nucleotides long. RefSeq lists its product as uncharacterized. Gene Ontology annotation, cellular component: endosome. Gene Ontology annotation, biological process: vesicle organization; intracellular protein transport. The record is from RefSeq and is a predicted model, not a curated record. Gene Ontology annotation, molecular function: phosphatidylinositol phosphate binding. Lineage: Eukaryota; Metazoa; Chordata; Hyperoartia; Petromyzontiformes; Petromyzontidae.